Molecule: messenger RNA, 1479 nt
Organism: Anopheles nili
Lineage: Eukaryota; Metazoa; Arthropoda; Insecta; Diptera; Culicidae
Product: syntaxin-4-like
Exons: 7
Coding region: 1-873 (290 amino acids)
Biological process (GO): vesicle fusion; intracellular protein transport; vesicle-mediated transport
Cellular component (GO): synaptic vesicle; SNARE complex; endomembrane system
Molecular function (GO): SNARE binding; SNAP receptor activity
Source: RefSeq, a predicted model, not a curated record
AUGGUCAAGGACCGGCUGGCGGAGUUGAAGAGUCGAAGUAAGUACGCCAACCAAAACGCGGACGAUGCGAUACAGAUUGAUGUGCGGUUGUCUCAGUCGCAGGAGGAGAUCUUUCAUAACCUCGAAAAGUUUUCUCAGCUCACGGCAUGGAUCCGGACGAUUCGGGCGAACAUCACCGACAUGCGGAAGCACAUCGGUUCCUCCAAGUUCCACUACAACGAUAAACCGAUCCGCGAACAGGUGGAGGAAAAGCUGAAGGAGAACAACCAGCUAUGCCAGAACAUCUACAGCUCGAUCCGGACGCUGGAGACGGAACUUGCGGACGAUUGCAACCGAACCGGUGUGCUGUUCCGGAUCAAAAACACGCAGUUCCUCGUGAUCCGGGAUGAUUAUUUGAGCGCGUACCGGGAGCAUGAGGAGCUGGUGAACUACUACGAGCACCGGAUAAUGUCGCUGAUGAAGCUGGAAGCGAAAGCAAUGAAUUAUAACAUCACGGAUGAUGAGGCGCUCGAGCAGCUAACCGGCAAGCAGAUGUCACCGUUUGCGGGGAAUAUACUCGAGGAUACGGAACGAGAGCGCCAGAAACUCCGCGACAUCAUGACCCGCCACAGCCAGCUGGAGGCGUUAGAGAAGUCCCUCAUCGAGGUCCGGGACAUGUUCGUGCGCAUCUCGAGCCUGGUGAUGGAACAGGGUAGCCUCGUGCAGGUGAUCGAGUACCACGCGCAGCAGGCGACCCUCAACACCGAUCACGGUGCGCAUCAGUUGCAGAAGGCGCGGGAGUAUAAGAUUAAAUCGCUGAAAAAGCGCACGUGCUUGCUGAUCUGGAUCAGCACGGCCCUAGCGGUGCUGCUGUUUCUGGUGAUCGUUUUCUAAAGCCGGCGGCGCACUUUUUGGCCGAACGACGAGCCAAUCUCUCUGGCCGUGCUGGUUUUUUUUAGUUAAUUAUGAGCGUAAGCGAAGCUCGGAAAAUAAUUUGCUGCCCUAUUGUUAGUUAAAUUUCUUACCAUAACUAACAUGGCUGAUGUCGCCAUUUAAUCAUAGUUGGUUUUUGUAGCGUUUACUUCAUUUAAUAGCAUUUUAAAUUGACUUGAAAAAGAAUCAAACAAAUAGCAUACAUCUGAUUCGUGGGCGUACGAUCAACAAUUGCAAUUUUACCUUCAUAAUGAGCUACUUUCGCAAAUCAUUGCUAAUCACGAUGGUGAGGCUCGUUUUUUUGCCUUUUGAAUGGCAAAAUAUUCCAUCUGCUCGCGUAUGCAGCUCUCGGUGAUAGAUGUGAUUUUUUUUCAUCAUUCAGCUCAAUCCUAAAUGUGAAAAUGUUUCACAUAUAGCUGUAAGCUUGCCCCUUGUUAAUAAUGUACUUUUUCGUUUAUACUAGUUAAAUAUUUAGUUUGAUUCGAAAUAGUUAGUUCCUCGGACAUUUCCAAAAAGCGGAUUUCUACAUUGAAAAGCUAAGAAAAUAAAAUGUUUGUGCAAUGUAUA